Linum tenue is the source of this 463-nucleotide messenger RNA. The record is from the annotation of a GenBank genome assembly. NCBI's taxonomy places the organism in Eukaryota, Viridiplantae, Streptophyta, Magnoliopsida, Malpighiales, Linaceae.
AGAUAAUAAUAAAUGACACCGAGGAUUUACGUGGUAUACCCUGAUUUUGGGCCAGUCCACGGGAACAGCAGCUCCGGAGUAUUUCUUUACUAUAACAAUGGUAGGUUACAGAGAUUUUCUCGAUACAAGAAAUAGAACACACGGUGUUUCCCAAACAACCUCACUAUUUCACUCACAAGGAAAUCUCCUAUCUACCCGUGAUUGUGAAAACGUUUCACAACCGAAACCACAAGAAAGAAAUAGAACCGAGAGCUAGCAAAGAGGAAUGAUGAAGAUGGAAAAAUGGGAUGCUUUCCAAAGGGAACUCAACGUCCCUUUUAUAGCAAAAGAAGAGGGAACCAAAUUAAUGAAUUUGGUUGGGAGUUCACCUGCUUCAUCUGCUUGCCAUUCACUUUUUUUUUUUUUUUUUGAAUUAUCACCGCCAAUCUUGUUGGCCUUUUCCCUGCCACAUGAGCCGGGCCCA